This is a messenger RNA of Phycomyces blakesleeanus NRRL 1555(-), 384 nucleotides long. RefSeq lists its product as hypothetical. Bases 1 to 384 code for a protein of 127 amino acids. Lineage: Eukaryota; Fungi; Mucoromycota; Mucoromycetes; Mucorales; Phycomycetaceae. The record is from RefSeq and is a predicted model, not a curated record. The transcript has 2 exons.
AUGGGAUCAAUGUAUGGCUGUCACUGCUUUAUCUGCGACUACAUUGGGGAAAAAAGAGGGAGUUGUAAAGACAAAUGCCCAGUGAGCACGCCAGAUUGUGUGAACUGUGAUGGAUGCAAUCGCAAUCUGGAGAGAGGAGGAAACGGAGAGAGAAAGCCGAGUACGAGUGAGAAGCCAGGCAACAUCAGAAAUGGACCAGAACCGACACAUUUGCCGCAGUACCAAUGUCCACACAGGAAACUUGCGAGGGCAGGAGAAGACGAAGUGUUAGAGAGACUCUACCGCAGAGAGACGCGUACUAAACGACGUGCUCUUCAUGCAAUAACAAAUCGGGCAAAGGCAUAUCAAUGUAUAGCAUCAACCCCCACCCUCCGUACCAGUUGA